AAAUUUUCUAGACUCGAGUAAUUUGAAAAAUGUUAAUCAUUGAUUCAAUGAAGAGAGUUGAAAAAUUAUCAAUUUCCGCUAUUUCUUCAAAAUAUAUUGAAACUAACGUUCGUAUACAUCAAGGAAGCAUAAAACAUAUGAUUUUGAAUCCAACGGUAAACAAGAAAAGAACCGCCAAUUUGACAAGUUGAAGUUGGUUUCUUGGUUAGAACUUGAAGUUUUAAAGAUCACUAUAAGAUAAAUAGUACAAUAAUCAGUUUGAAAAUAAAAAGAAACAUUUGUUUUAAUAAAGUAGUAGUUUAUGUGUUGAAAGAUUCCUGCGCACAACAAAAAGUUUUAUUGAUUAUUUUAGAGAAGAAUAAUAGUUAUUUAUAAGAUUUAUUUCACCUUUAUCAGUAUCUUCAAAUUCAGUUGCAAUGGAGUUAUUUAACAGACCAGAUGAUAUCAUGUUUUGGACAAAAACUCGUCUUCAAACUUUCAAAUACUGGCCAUUUGAUGACAAAGUUCAGUGUAAUGCAAAGCGGAUGGCUGCUGCAGGAUUCUACGCUACAGGGGGACGAGAAGAGCCAGAUUUGGCUUGUUGCUUUGUAUGCAAAAAAUCAUUAAAUGGCUGGGAAGAAACUGAUGACCCUUGGGAAGAGCACAAGAAACAUUGCCCUACCUGUCCGUUUGUAAAGUUUGAUAAAAAAGAGAAAGAUUUAACAAUUGAAAAUGUCAUAGACUUACUACAACACUUGGAACUUCAACGUAUGACUUCUAUCAUGAAGAAAAAAGUGGACGAGUUACAUAAAUUAGCGAAUGCGCUGUGAUCUGCUUCAAGUCAAUUUUCAUGUUCAAUUAUGGAAAACUAUGUACAGUAUAUUUUAUAAUGGGAUUAAUAUUUUAUAACAAAACGUGUCUUUUAAAUUUAUAAAUUGAAAUUUGUAAGAUUUUUGAAUGACUAAUAAAUGAAUGAAUAGAUUAUUUUUCACACAA
This is a messenger RNA of Nilaparvata lugens (brown planthopper), 975 nucleotides long. RefSeq names its product baculoviral IAP repeat-containing protein 5.2-B-like. Bases 417 to 809 code for a protein of 130 amino acids. The transcript has 5 exons. The record is from RefSeq and is a predicted model, not a curated record. NCBI's taxonomy places the organism in Eukaryota, Metazoa, Arthropoda, Insecta, Hemiptera, Delphacidae.